CGGCUCGCCACGUUUUCUAUUGGGCCGCUGGCGGGACCAGAUCUCAGCUUGUGCCAGAAGUUCCGCGCGUCACUGACGCUCCAGAAUCCGUUCGCCGCCGCCGCCAUGAAGUCAUGAUUCAACUGAGCGGUCAUGUCGGAAAUCAAAGCGUGGGGAUUUUGGAGGGCGGUCCUGGCAGAGUGUCUGGGGACGAUCGUCUUCGUCUUCGUCUUCAUCGGCCUCUCGGCCGCAAUAGGGGACCGCAAUAACUCCUACCCCGACCAGGAGAUAAAAGUGGCGUUGGCCUUCGGCUUGGCCGUUGCCACGUUGGCGCAGUGCCUGGGACACGUCAGCGCUGCCCACCUGAAUCCCGCCAUCACGCUGGGCCUCUUGGUCAGCUGCAAGAUCAGUCCGCUCAGAGCCCUUGUCUACAUGAGCGCUCAGGUGGUGGGAGCAGUGGCUGGCAGUGUCAUUGUGUACGGCACCAGGCCAGAAACAACACAUUCCCUCGGUGUUAACAAGGUGUACUGGGCCGUACCAAUGUGUGCCGGUGUGGUGGCAGCGCUUCUGUACGAUUAUCUGCUGGCGCCCAGAAAGGAUCCCUGCGGUGAAAAAACAAGAGGCCUGCUCUGCUGUGGCUCAAAGCAGGAAAAAGACCAUCGCGAGCCGCUUCUAGAAGAGGGUUCAGGAGAGUUCUGAGAAGAAAUGACUGUGUGCGGCUGAUUUUGUAUAAAACUUUCUCAACAUUAGGAGUUUAGUCUUUUCUCUAAAUCUCAAGUAUGUGACCUGAAAUUAUGUGCACUGCUUUAGGAAUCUAUGCUACUUUUUGCUGAUUGGAUGCACUGUUGGUGAGUUUGACAAACCAGGAGUACUUCUUGUAGGACGGGACCGUUAAGCCCAGGUCUUGACCAUGAACCACACAAUUUUCUAACUGAUGAAAUCUAGUGAAGCACAUAUACACACUGGGAAUAAUUUCUUUUUGAAUAAUGUGAACAUGUACGUUUCUUAAUGACAAAAGUACAGCUGAAUAAUGAAUCUGGGUAAUCUUACUAAAUCGGUGCCUUUAAGGAUUAAGCGGUCAAUGGUGUGUCUAUGAACGGAAUAAUUUAGAUUUUGGGGUUUGGUUGCAUAACUGCAGUGAAGAUCUCAACCUGUAGUUGACAAUCGAGAUCUGGUGCGUACCAAACAUUUGGUACGUGCAGCGUUUGUAUUUUGAUGUGUCCCCCUUUCAUUCUGAGCGCGCUGACAGCAAUCGGUGUUUGUAGUGCGGUUUUGUCAGCCUCCCAGGUGGGUCCACGAUGCACAGAGCGAAUACGCAGCAAUGCAGAAAUAUUCCGCUCAUCUUUUGUGAAGUGUGUUACCUCAACAGAGAGCGUAGUUUGCCGCAUGUCGGUUUCCUAUCCAACUUUCAGCAGAUUUUUUUGUGGCUACUGAUCUGAAUCUUUACAUAGUCGCUCACAGUUGGAGGAUUUUCAUCCACUUUAAAUACGGUAUUAUUUUACUAUUAUACCACAACUAAAAAUGUCCACACUGUCCUCAACAUAAAGUCAAAGACAGCUUUGAAAACCCUCCCAACCGGCAAAGUGACUCAUCACUUGUGUAGCUGCAAACCUAAUGUAUUUAUUUACUACACUUGGCUUCAAUAAAAGCCGCCAAGGAGCAGGUUACUGGUCUAUUUAACACUUUGACUGCGGUAUAAUAACCUACUGUAAUGGCUCAGGGGCCUCCCCCGACUGGAUAACUUCAAACUCCACCUUCUCCCUGCUGCUCUUUAAUAAACCGUAUCUCUUGUGUCAUCUAUUCCA
Molecule: messenger RNA, 1784 nt
Organism: Gasterosteus aculeatus aculeatus (three-spined stickleback)
Lineage: Eukaryota; Metazoa; Chordata; Actinopteri; Perciformes; Gasterosteidae
Source: RefSeq, a predicted model, not a curated record